CGUACAGUAAUAGCUGUCAUUCAGAGAGGGAUGCUGAACUAAACACAAUUAUUAAACUGUAUUAACCACGAAAAAUGGCGGAGAAACCUGAUGAAGAAGUGGUGUCGACACAGCAGCGUCUGCAAUCAUCUCAUGAUCCAGGAUGGAACGAUCCUCCAAAAUGGGCAUUUACUCCUACACCAAUCACAAGUGGAACUCCAACAAGGAGAUUGUUAAACAAAAGAGUGGCUUUUCCAUUGGCUUCAACUCCAUUUCCAGAGAAUCCAACUGCUCUAGGUCAAUCGUUACCACCGAGUAGUUUCCCACCACCUCCAUCGCAAUUGCCAAAUCGAACAACUGCACCACAUGCUCCUCUAUUGGCUCCUACAGUAGCAGUAAACGCUCUUGAAAUUACUCCUUUGAUUGGCGAUAAAGAGGAUGGGUUAAAUAAAACUUUAGGAAAUAUUCAAUCUGUGAUAAAUAGUCAGUUGGAUGACACUAGAACCGAGGAGGUGCAGAAGAGAAUGGAGAUGAUGAAGAAUAUGUGGAUUUCGGGAAAACUCAAUGAUGAGAUUCAGGGGAAGGUGUUAAAAAUUUCUGAAGCUUUGAGAGACAGGGAUAUCGACACGGCAGAUAAACUUCAUGUAUCACUGAUGAUAGAGCACAACACCUUGUGCAACAAUUGGAUAUCUGGUAUCAGACAUCUGAUUCUCGAGCUCAGGUCAAAGGCCACUGAGUCUGAAGGCAUAGCUGACAUCAACUCUCAACCCGUCUUCCUGUUGAAUCCAACGGAAUCAAAGUAAUCUUAAUGUCUAUAAGUUUUAAGUUUAAUAAAGCGCUUUGAAAGAAUA
Fopius arisanus is the source of this 830-nucleotide messenger RNA. Its product is annotated as steroid receptor RNA activator 1-like. Gene Ontology annotation, biological process: regulation of transcription by RNA polymerase II. The record is from RefSeq and is a predicted model, not a curated record. Lineage: Eukaryota; Metazoa; Arthropoda; Insecta; Hymenoptera; Braconidae. Gene Ontology annotation, cellular component: nucleus. The transcript is spliced from 3 exons. Bases 75 to 782 code for a protein of 235 amino acids.